This is a messenger RNA of Bubalus bubalis (water buffalo), 4114 nucleotides long. RefSeq names its product GIPC PDZ domain containing family member 3 (gene GIPC3). The coding region runs from base 128 to 3670 and encodes 1180 amino acids. Lineage: Eukaryota; Metazoa; Chordata; Mammalia; Artiodactyla; Bovidae. Gene Ontology annotation, molecular function: protein binding. The transcript is spliced from 6 exons. The record is from RefSeq and is a predicted model, not a curated record.
CGGGUUCCCGGAUCCCCUUACCCCGGGCGGCUCGGCUGUCGCGCCCUGGGCCGGGGGAGGGGAGGCUGCAGGAAGCGGCGGAUCCGGCGGCUGUGGCGGUGGCCCCGGUGACCGAGCUCUUCCUGCCAUGGAGACCACAGAGGCCCGCGAGGCCCGGGGGGCCGAGGCUCAGCGCCUGCCCGCGCCCCCGCCCUCGCCCGCCGAGGCCCCGGCGGCGUCCCCGACCCCAGCCGCGCCCCGUGCCCGCCCGCGCCUCGUCUUCCGCACGCAGCUGGCGCACGGCAGCCCCACGGGCAAGAUCGAGGGCUUCACCAACGUGCGCGAGCUCUACGCCAAGAUCGCCGAGGCCUUCGGAAUUGCGCCCACCGAGAUCUUAUUCUGCACCCUAAACAGCCACAAGGUGGACAUGCAGAAACUCCUGGGCGGCCAGAUAGGGUUGGAGGACUUUAUCUUUGCCCAUGUGCGCGGCGAGACCAAGGAGGUGGAGGUCACUAAGACGGAGGACGCCCUGGGACUGACCAUCACGGACAACGGGGCCGGCUAUGCCUUCAUCAAGAGGAUCAAGGAAGGCAGCAUCAUCAACCGAAUCGAGGCAGUGUGUGUGGGAGACAGCAUUGAGGCCAUAAACGACCACUCGAUUGUCGGCUGCCGCCACUACGAGGUGGCCAAGAUGCUGCGUGAGCUGCCGAAGUCUCAGCCCUUCACCCUGCGGCUGGUGCAGCCCAAGAGAGCCUUCGAUAUGAUCGGCCAGAGGAGCCGGAGCAGCAAAUACCCGAUGGAAGCGAAAGUCAGCAGUGGGAGGGAGACCCUGCGGCUUCGGUCUGGGGGGGCUGCCACUGUGGAGGAAGUGCCCAGUGAAUUCGAGGAGGAGGCAUCUCGGAGGGUGGACGAUCUGCUGGAAAGUUACAUGGGCAUCCGGGACCCAGAGCUGGGUAAGGGGCCAGGCAUCCACCAUGGUGGAGACGUCCAAGAAGACUGUGAGCGUCCAGGAGUUUGCACGCCAUUUAGACUCCGUCUUGGGCGAGUUCGCUUUCCCGGACGAGUUUGUGGUGGAGGUGUGGGCCGCCAUCGGCGAGGCCAGGGAAGCCUGUGGCUAGUCUGCUCCGGUGCCAAGCGCAGCCCCAGCUCGGAGCCCAGCCCCCCACCCCAGCCCUCCCGGUCAGUUUCCAAAGCCCAGCCCUGCUCCAGAGUCCAGAAGCCCAGACCUGAGAUCCAGCUCUGCUCUAGAACACAGCCCAGUUCAGAGACCAAGCCUAGAUCUGAGCCCGAGUCCUGCUCUAAAGUCCAGUCCAGUUCAGGGACCAAGCUCAGAUCUGUGACACAAUGCAGAUCGGAGGCCCAGCCCUGCUUUAGAGCCCAGCCUAGCUCAGAGACCAAGCCCAGAUCAGAGCCCCAGCCCUACUCUAGAGCCCAGCCCAGCUCAGAGACCAAACCCAGAACUGAGAUUCAGCCCUGUUCAGAGACCAAGUCCCCCUUUAGAACCCAGGUCAGUUCUGAGACCCAGUUCAUCACUAGAACCCCAUCCAGUUCUGAGAUGCAAUCAAGCUUCAGAACCCAGCUCAGUUCUAGAGCCCAGGAUGGCUCUAGAGCCCAGGACAGCUCUGAGGCUAAGUGGAGCUUUGAUGUGAAGUCAAGCUUUGGAACCCAAAUAAAUUUGAAGACCCAGCCCAGUUCUGAAAUCCAACCUGGUUCUGGAAGCCAGGCCAGCUUUAUGACCAAGCCCUGCCAUAAAACUCGAUCCAACUCUGCAGUUCAAGAUAGCUCCAUGACUCAGCCGAACCUGGAUACUCAAUGUAGCUCAGGAACACCAGGUAGUUCUGGAGCCCACGUAAGACUCAAGAGGAAGUCCAGCCCUGGAAGCCCCUCCAGCUUAGCAGUCAAAGACGGUUCUGAAAUGCAACCCUGUUCCCGAACCCAGGCCAGCUCAGGAACCCAGAUACACACUUCAGUCCAGCCCAGGUCCAGACCCUAUCUGCGUCCUAGGGCCCAGUCCAGCUCCAGUGAUGAAUCCAGCUCAGAGAACGAGCCCAGCUCUAGCCCCCAGCCUUGUGCAACAAGCAAACCCAUCUCCAGGAUUCAGACAAGCUCUGGACCCCCACCCACUGCUGGGGCAAGACCUGCCUCCAGAGCUCAGCCUGAUGCUGAGCCCCAUGCUCAUUGCAGAGCACAGAGCAACUCUAGAAUGCCAUCCAGCUCUGGGACAAGGACUAAUCUCCGGGCUUGGCCUCUUUCCAGAGUUCAGUCCACCUCCAGCACUCCACCCAGCUCCAGAACUCAGCUUGGUUCUAGAGCCCAGGCUGGCUCUGGAAUCCCACCUGGCUUCAAAACACAGUCAACUGCUGAGACCCAGGUGCAUUCCAGAAUACAGCUAAUAUCUGGAACCCGGUCAAGUCCUGGGACCCAGAAGGAUGCAGACACAGACUUCAGCUCCACAGCUGUGUCAAACUCCGAGAGUAGGCCCAGUUCAAGGACCCAGCCCUGCCCAGGAGCUCAAAACACCUCUGAGGCUCAGCUCAGCUCAGAAAGCCUGACAAGUUCUAGAAACCAAAUCCAGGCCACAACCCAGGGCAGCUCUGGGACUGAGCCAGACUUUGGGAAACAGACCAGCUCUGGAACGCAGGUCAUCUCUAGAACCCCUCCCAGCUCAGAGAUGCAGAUAAGUGCAGGAACUAAGCCCCGCUCUGGAGUCAAGCUCAACUCCAAAACCCAACUCAGCUCCACAGUUCAGUUCAGGUCUGAGAUGCAAGCCAGCUCUAAAACCUGGAGCAAUUCAAGAGUACAGUCCAGCUCUGGAUCCGAAACCGGCUCCAGAACCCAGACCAGUUCUGGAACCCAGCUGAACCCUGAGAUUCAGCCCAGCUCUAGGACCCAGACCAGUGAAAGAACUCAGUCCAGCUCUGGAGUCCAGCUCAGCUCCAGAACACAGCCUGCUUCUGGAUGCCAACCUGGCUCUAGAACCCAGACAAGUUCUGGAACCCAGCUCAGUCCUGAGACCCAGCCCAGCUCUGGGACCCAGACCAGUGCAAGAACUCAACUCAGCUCUGGAGUGCAGUUCAGCUCCAGAACCCAGUGCAGCUCUAGAAUUCAGCCCAGCUCUGAAACCCAGACCACUUCAAACACUCAGCCCAGCUCUGGAGUCCACCUUAGUUCCAGAACUGAAUCUGAUUCUAAAACUAGAAGCCAGACCAGUCCAAGAAUCCAGCUCAGCUCUAGAAAGGGGCCCUGCCCACAGACCCCAGGCCUUGACCCCAGAACCCAGCCUGAUCCCACCCCUUAUGCCCGACCUCAACACCUAGGCCCACCACCCAGAGCCCCAACUCCAGAUCCUAGCCAAAUCUCUUGCGCCCAGCCCCAGCCCCAUGAUCUGGCACGAGGAACCCCGCCCAACCCUAGCCCUGGCCAAAGCCCCUCAACUUCUCCCCUGGCCCCACACCCACAGUCCCCCUUCAUCCCCCAGAAACCAGCCCUUUCCCCCAAGCCCCAGCUGGGACCCCAGAAGUCUACCCCACCCACCAAAUCCAUCAUCCCUAGUUUUGCCCCCAGGGUGGCCCUCCUUCGUUCUCAGCCCCUUGAACCCUCAUUUGAGGGGCCUGCCCCCUCCUCCAUGCUCAGGGAGUCUGGGUUACCUCCACGGGAGUCAGAGCUCCUACCCCACCAUGGAGGGCAGUAGCUUGGGCGUGACAUAGUUGGGGCCCCCAUCCUGCUCCUCCUGCUCCUCCCUGCCUGGGUUGCCCAGAAGUAGCAGGUGACCUCAUUCCACACCCACCCCGCACAUGGGGUGGGGCAGGUGAGGAAGGGAGGAUGGAAACAGCUGAUCCUAGGUCUAUGGGAGGGCAGUGGGGUAGGGGCGGGCAGGGGAGGCAGGAGGCAGUUUCCUUUUCAUGUACCUUGAGGGCUUGAGGGCUCGUGGGGAAUAAAGGCAUAAAGGCACCUCCCACCCCUGCAGCCUGAUGUGUUAUUUUGGUGGGUAUUUGGGGGAGAGCAGAGGAAGGGGGCUGACACGAAAACACUAGAUGCUUCUUAAGUGCCUACUAUGUGCCAGGCACCUUAUAAGUGCUAAUUGUGCAGGUGUUGAGGGCCCUGCAGACACACAUCAGUCUGUAUAAGAUCAGUC